CCGCGCCGCAAGUCCCCUACCCGUGGGCACCACCCGAUCCCCCCAGCCCCGCCACUGGCCCCUCCCCUGCCCCGCCUCCCCCAGGGCGGCUGUCAGCAUCAGCGUCCCACAGAGAGGGCGAAACGUGGGAACGCAGAGAACUAGACCCGGCUUUUGAGGGACCGCCCGAAAAGGGGGUGCACCCCCUCCUUAAGUCCCACCAACCGCGCAGGCCAGCGUCACAGAGCAGGCGUUGGAAACCCGGCGCCGGCGACCCCUCCCACCCUACCUUGAGCUGCGCCCCCUCCUCCGGCGGCCCAGCCUCCUACUUCCGCCCCGCCCACGUGCCCUGGUGGGCGGGUCCAGAGAGGGCCUGCGCUUGGGGAGUCUGUCAAGGCGCUGGUGGGUGAGUUAGUAUCGAAGGGGCCGGAACUGGAGCCAACAUGGCAGCGGGGUUCGUGCGAUGCUGCAGGAGCUCACCGAACAGCAGAAAGAAUUUCAAGCUACUGCUCGUAAAUUUGCCAGAGAGGAAAUAAUCCCAGUUGCUGCAGAAUAUGAUAAAACUGGUGAAUAUCCAGUCCCCCUAAUUAGAAGAGCCUGGGAACUUGGUUUAAUGAAUACACACAUUCCAGAGAAUUGUGGAGGUCUUGGACUUGGAACUUUUGAUGCUUGUUUAAUUACUGAAGAAUUGGCUUAUGGAUGUACAGGGGUUCAGACUGCUAUUGAGGCAAAUUCUUUGGGGGAAAUUCCCGUUAUUAUUGCUGGAAAUGAUCAACAAAAGAAGAAGUAUUUGGGGAGAAUGACUGAGGAGCCAUUGAUGUGUGCUUAUUGUGUAACAGAACCUGGAGCAGGCUCUGAUGUAGCUGGUAUAAAGACCAAAGCAGAAAAGAAAGGAGACGAGUAUAUUAUUAAUGGUCAGAAGAUGUGGAUAACCAACGGAGGAAAAGCUAAUUGGUAUUUUUUACUGGCACGUUCUGAUCCGGAUCCUAAAGCUCCUGCUAAUAAAGCCUUUACUGGAUUCAUUGUGGAAGCAGAUACCCCAGGAGUGCAGAUUGGGAGAAAGGAAUUGAACAUGGGCCAGCGAUGUUCCGAUACUAGAGGAAUUGUCUUUGAAGAUGUGAGAGUGCCUAAGGAAAAUGUUUUAAUUGGUGAGGGAGCUGGUUUCAAAAUUGCAAUGGGAGCUUUUGAUAGAACCAGACCUGCAGUAGCUGCUGGUGCUGUUGGAUUAGCACAAAGAGCUUUGGAUGAAGCUACCAAGUAUGCCCUGGAAAGGAAAACUUUUGGAAAGCUACUGGCAGAGCACCAAGCAGUAUCAUUUAUGCUGGCUGAAAUGGUAAUGAAAGUUGAACUAGCCAGAAUGAGUUACCAAAGAGCAGCUUGGGAGGUUGAUUCUGGUCGUCGAAAUACCUAUUAUGCUUCUAUUGCAAAGGCAUUUGCUGGAGAUAUUGCAAAUCAGUUAGCUACUGAUGCUGUGCAGAUAUUUGGAGGCAAUGGAUUUAAUACAGAAUAUCCUGUAGAAAAACUAAUGAGGGAUGCCAAGAUCUACCAGAUUUAUGAAGGUACUGCACAAAUUCAAAGAGUUAUUGUAGCCCGUGAACACAUUGGCAAGUAUAAAAAUUAAAGAAAUUACUAUAGAAACAUCAUUAAACAUUGAGUAACUAGAACAUAAUCUACUGCUACAGCUCCAGUAGAGAAAGGGCUUUAACACUUUUUCCAGUGAAAAAAAAAAUAAGUCCUCUUAUAUUAAAUCUAAGCAACUGAUUAUAACAGUAGUUUAUACUUUUAACUCUAUGAUGUCUCUUAAGCAGGUUUGUUUUUUAUUAAAAUUAUGUGUUUUCUUUAGUACCACUUUACUUGAAUUACAUUAACCUAGAAAAGCACAUAUGUUUUGUUAUUUGAUCUCUUAAGAUUAAUGUAGCAGAAAUUUCUUGGAAUUUUAUUUUUUUAAUGACAGAAAAGUGGGCUUAGAAAGUAUUCAAGAUGUUACAAAAUUUACGUUGAGAAAAUAUUGUAGGGUUUGAAUACUAUCAAAUAACUUGCCAUUUACUUUGUAGACUUAAUGUAUUAUUUUAUUAAAGUUCAUUUUGCUGCAGUUUUAAAAGUGUUUGCUUUCAGUCUGGGACAGAAACAGUCAAAAUUUUGACAUUCAUAUUCUCCUAUUUUAUAAAAUUUUCAAGAACUUUCUUGAAAAUCUUGUUUAAUUCUGAGCCCAUAUUUCACUUGCCUUAUUUAAAAUAAAUCAAUAAAGCUUUCCUUAAACUAUUUUUAUAUGACUGUUGGUCUGUAGUUAGCCUUUGUAUUGUGCGCAAUCUCAUUUCAUGUGGAUGCAUUUUGGCAAAGAACUUAAUAAAAUUGUUCAGUGCUUGUUAUCAUA
Sapajus apella (tufted capuchin) is the source of this 2353-nucleotide messenger RNA. RefSeq names its product acyl-CoA dehydrogenase medium chain (gene ACADM). The coding region runs from base 443 to 1600 and encodes 385 amino acids. Lineage: Eukaryota; Metazoa; Chordata; Mammalia; Primates; Cebidae. Gene Ontology annotation, molecular function: medium-chain fatty acyl-CoA dehydrogenase activity; flavin adenine dinucleotide binding. The transcript is spliced from 11 exons. Gene Ontology annotation, cellular component: mitochondrion. Gene Ontology annotation, biological process: fatty acid beta-oxidation; medium-chain fatty acid catabolic process. The record is from RefSeq and is a predicted model, not a curated record.